Messenger RNA from Topomyia yanbarensis, 2702 nucleotides. Its product is annotated as gastrula zinc finger protein XlCGF57.1-like. Bases 111 to 1469 code for a protein of 452 amino acids. Lineage: Eukaryota; Metazoa; Arthropoda; Insecta; Diptera; Culicidae. Gene Ontology annotation, cellular component: nucleus. Gene Ontology annotation, biological process: regulation of transcription by RNA polymerase II. The record is from RefSeq and is a predicted model, not a curated record. The transcript is spliced from 4 exons. Gene Ontology annotation, molecular function: RNA polymerase II cis-regulatory region sequence-specific DNA binding; DNA-binding transcription activator activity, RNA polymerase II-specific.
CUUAUUCAUCAAUAUCGACAGAGUAAAAAAAUCUACUAUUGAAAAUAGUGUAAAAACUGUACCAUAAAUACUCCGGUCAUGAAAUACAUAGUUGCUUCGGAAUAAAAAAUAUGAAUAUGGAAGAAUCCGUGCAGAUUAAGCUAGAAAUAGAAGAUUUCGAGCUGUCGGAAGCUCCGUGCCUUGACGCUACCGAUCAUAUAUUCGAUAAACUAGGGCAAAACGAUGUCGCUGAAACUAAACCAGCGGAAAUACAUUUUUUGGAUGGCUCGGAUGCGAGCUGUGGGACAGAGAAAAAGAGAACUCGGCCGUCGAAAGGAUCAGACAUCGAGCAACUAGCAAUUGAUUUGAAAAGGUACAAUGCAUCGGAUCAAAAGGAAAGAAAUCUCACAAUCUCAUACACGCAAGAUGACGCCUUGAACAGUUCGCAGCUUCCACCCGCAAUGUCAACCAGCGAUUCCACACAACCCUUCGAAUGCGAGCUAUGCGGCAAACGAUUCAGUCGAAAGAAGGGCUUAAGCGAUCACGUCCGAACACAUGUACGGCAUUUCAGUUGCACUAUCUGCGGUAAUACAUUCUCUAAGAAAUGCGAUAUGCUGCGUCAUCUAUACACUCACACCGAUAAACCGUAUAUGUGCACCGUAUGUGGCAAAUAUUUUAGCUACAAAAAUAAGCUAACCAAUCACAUGGUCGGUCAUACGAGUGAGCGGCCCUACCUAUGCGACGUGUGUGGCAAACAUUUUAUCCAUCAACCAAGUCUGAGCAAACACAUGCUGCUUCAUACGGGUGAACGGCCAUACAAUUGCACUGUGUGUGGCAAAGGUUUUACCCUCAAAGCGAACCUAUCCGCACACUUGCACAUUCACAGGAGUGAGCGGCCUUACAAAUGCACCGUUUGUGGCAAAGAUUUUACCCACAAACAUAAGCUGAACAAACACAUGGUCAGUCAUACGAAUGACCGACCUUACAGGUGCACUAUGUGUGAUAAAAGUUAUAACUAUCAAACUACCCUCAACAGACACUUGGUCAUUCACACAGGCGAGCUGCCUUUCAAAUGCACCGAGUGUGGCAGAGAUUUUGCCACAAAUUAUAAGCUAAUUAAACACAUGGUUACUCACACACGCGACUGGCCUUUCAAAUGCACGAUAUGUAGUAAAGGUUAUGCUCACGAAUAUAAGCUGACCAGACACAUGUUCCUUCAUACGGGUGAUUGGCCGUUCAAGUGCACGACGUGUGGCAAAGGUUUUGCCUGUGCAGCGGACAUGACGCAACACACGCUCCUUCAUACGGGUGAACGACCUUAUCAGUGCACUGUUUGUGGAAAAGGUUUCAUGUAUAAACAAUAUCUGAGCACACACAUGCGAUUUCAUAUGAAUGAGCGGUCUUACAAGUGUGCAGUGUGUGACAGAAGUUUUAACCUUCCCUCUGACCGCAAAAGGCACAUGAACAGUCAUACUCGUGAUCAGAGUUAAAAAUAUACAAAUUCAUUGAAUGAAAAUUGAUCGUAUUCAGCCGCAUUCAUUUUCAAUAUUCAGUGACGCAGCUGAAAACGUCAAACGAACAAACCGCCCAUUCAUCCAUGCAGAUUUUCAUUCAUCUCCGAUUAUUACACGAAGCGACUGUACAACAACGAAUUAAACGCAUCAAAGUAGGCCGUGGCACAAUGUAAGCGAUGAUGAUUGUUGUUUUAUAUGCUUUACCGGCAUUUGAGAACAUUUUCCUAGAUAAUUAGUGAAAUGAAUAUACUGUACGAUAUUCAACUGAAUGAAUAGCAUAGAUAUUUGAAUGAAUAUUUUUUCUAUUCACCGCGAGUCGCAUCAGGUUCAUUAUCAGCCGUCAAAAAAGAGCUUCGAUUAUUUUUAACUGCUCGUGACUGGCCUUACAAGUGCACUAUAUGUGGGAAAGGUUUUUUUGAUAAUUGUAAGCUGGACAAACAUAUGCUCGUUCAUAACCGGUGAGUGCCAGCUCAAGUGGUUUGUGUGUAGCGAAUGUUUUCUGCACCAAGCUAGUCUAACCACACACAUGUCAGUUUUGAUGUAGGUGUGGCAAAGGAUUCAUUGCCGAGUGUUGCGUUUAUAUCGCUGACGUCAGACAUGCGUAGCCGACGGAGCACGGGACUUAAGGUAAUAAUUUGAUUCAAAAUAAAGUGUUUAUUAUGAUACCCAUCUCGUUUACUUCCACAUCGCCACAAAGUGGGGACGAGUCCGUGAAAAGUUGUAUCAAUUGCUUGUAUUUCAAACGAAAAAUGGGUAGAGAAACGUAUUCUGGUUGCAGUUGAAAGCUGGAAAAUCCAACCAGCGACAAUCGUAUUUUCUCUGGUUCUAAACAAUGGAAUCACGUCGGAAAUAGUGCGCCAUAUUCGUACAAUGAUGCGCUAUACAGCGUACUACUUCCAGCAUCAUGAAUUAGCAUUAAACAAACGAAAAAAACGAUUGCGCUGGUUGGAUGUUCCAGGUUUCAACUGUGAAGAUAAUAUCAUUUGCAAAUCUCGAGAUUGCUAUACCGCUACCUCCAAAUCCAACUGAUGCUGAUGAUCUACUUGACCUUGUUGUGUAACUGCGUUAUUUUGUUACCCCACUUAAGGGGUAAAACAAUUAAGAGUGUAACGUUCGAAAUCGAACCCAAUUGUGGGUAUCGAUAAAUUAGCGUACAUUGAUACAUCACGUUUGACAGUUGAAUCGUUCGUUUGUUCAAAUUAUUGUUUA